This is a messenger RNA of Naegleria lovaniensis, 1110 nucleotides long. RefSeq lists its product as uncharacterized. Lineage: Eukaryota; Heterolobosea; Eutetramitea; Acrasida; Naegleriidae. Gene Ontology annotation, cellular component: endoplasmic reticulum membrane; SNARE complex; Golgi apparatus. Gene Ontology annotation, biological process: vesicle fusion. The record is from RefSeq and is a predicted model, not a curated record. The transcript has 2 exons. Gene Ontology annotation, molecular function: SNARE binding; SNAP receptor activity. Bases 1 to 1110 code for a protein of 369 amino acids.
AUGCCCAGUGACGAUAGCUUGAGUAUGGAUGGUGAUGCCGAAGAAGGCUUCGAAGUGCUUUUGGACGAAAUUAAAAAUAAGGAAAAAUCUCUGCGAGAUGCAGUCUACAAUCUCCAUAAAGCAACUUCAAAAGAACAACGAACCACACUCAUUAAAAAAGCAGAACAAUUCUACAAACAAGCAAAAGAGAAUAUCAAUGUACUCAAAGACGAUCUCUCUUCCUAUAAUGGAAAUAAGAAAAAAACCUAUCAAACUGAAAUGAAGAAACUCGAACAAGCAAUUGCAAAGAGUUACAAUGAUUUGACUCAAAUUAAAGAGAAUAGAGAAACUCCAGGAAGUGUCACAACUCCAACUGGAAGUGACCAUGGUGGUAAUUUGUCAGCCAAUACUCCAACUGGAAGUAGAAAAUCAAGUAGUGCCAAGACAGAUGAUGGAAUGGUCACAACACCUGGUGGAUCAAGUUCUGGCGGUGGUUCAAAGAAAGGAUCCUCAAAAAAGAAUUAUGAUGAACAAGAUGGUGCCAUCAUUAUGGAUGAUGACGGAGCCAAUGGACAACCCAAACAAUUACAAAAAGGUCACUCUCGAGUGGAUGAAAUUUUAACCAUUUAUGAUAAAAAUAAUGAAAUGUUAGAUAACAUGAUUAGAAUUGGAGAUGAGACAAUACAAAUUGGUGCAGCAGCUGCUGAAAAGUUAAAACAACAAACUGAGAGAAUGGUUCUCAUUCAAAAAGAUUUGGAUGAAUUGGGAGAUGGAUUGAAGAGAGCUAAAAAAGAAUUGAAUGCUUUCAUUAGAGGUACUAAUUGUGAUAAGGCAGUAAUUUGUAUUUUCAUUAUCAUUGUUUUGGUAAUGGUUGCAGUGAUUAUUGGAUGGCAAGUGGCAAAAUAUGUUUGUAUUAAGGGAGUGACUAAUACCUGUAUUGGAGGUUUUUCAAAUUCUUCUUCAUUCUCUGUGAGUGGAAGUUUGGAACCUUUCAAAGUUGAUUCUUUACAUUCAGAGAGUGCUAGUGGUGGUAGUAGUGGUAGCGGCGCUAGUGGUAGUGGUGUUUCAUUGAACAAGGAUUUGAUCACAUCUCUUGUUACAACAAUCAAUGAACAACAGAAGAAGAAUUAA